AAAUGUCCAUAUGGUAUUUAAUAUAAGUUUUAGCCUGUCUUUUAUUUAUAAGUUUCUCACUUUCAGGAUAUCAUUGCGCACUUUGUUUCAUGAAUGAGUAACUUGCCCUAGUUUAACCUACAUUACAUAAUUUUGCAAGCUGUCAUGUAUUAUCUAACGGUCUUGGACAUUAGUUCAUUAGUGCUUGGUUAUUGUCAUUAAAUGAACUUUGAACGUCCAGGCAAUAGCCUACUCGUUUAAGAGAGUCAUAUAACACCGCAACGCAAUAGAAAAUUUUGAGAAAAAUGUCAAAGCAAAAUGAAUUUCAUGUCGUCACCCCACUUCUCGAGAGCACGGGCAUGUCUAAGCGGAUCGGGACCACCGUGUAUCUGAAGAUGGAGAGCUCACAACCCACCGGUUCCUUCAAAAUCCGUGGAAUAGGAUACAUGUGUCAAAAUGUUGCAAAUUCAAACAAGUCAAAAGGUGUCAUCUGUUCUUCAGGUGGUAAUGCUGGUAUGGCCACAGCAUAUGCAGCAAGAAAGCUCAACCUGCCAGCCACCAUUGUUUUGCCCUCAUCGACUCCUCAACUGGUAGCUCAGAAACUUAAGGACCAGGGCGCUACGGUCAAAGUUGUGGGCAAGGUAUGGGAUGAUGCAAAUGCUGAGGCCCUACGUUUGGCUGAAAGUGAAGGUCUUACUGUAAUACACCCGUUCAAUCAUCCUCUAGUCUGGAAAGGUCAUUCCAGUAUUGUGCAUGAACUCAAGGCCUCAUUGCCAUCCAAACCUGGAGCUAUAGUGGUGUCCGUUGGGGGUGGAGGUCUGUUUUGUGGGAUAAUAGAAGGUCUGGAUGAGGUGGGCUGGGGAGAUGCGCCUGUCCUGUGUAUGGAGACUGUGGGUGCCGACUGUCUCAAUGUUGCUUGGAAAGCCAGAGAUCUGGUUACACUGCCUGACAUUACAAGUGAAGCAACAUGUUUGGGAGCAAAAACAGCAUGCCAGCAAGCGUUUGAGUACAGCAAACGGCCCAAUGUCAUUUCAGAGGUGGUGACAGAUCUUCAGGCCCUGGAGGCAGUGGAACUGUUCCUGGAUGAGGAGCGUGUUUUGGUGGAGUUGGCCUGCGGAGCGUCAUUGGCUGCAGUGUACAGCGGUGUCAUCCAGAGGCUACAGGAAGAGGGACGCCUUCCUAAACCACUCGACUCGCUGGUAAUGAUCGUGUGUGGAGGUGGCAGCGUGAACCUGGCUCAGCUGCAGCAUCUACAGGCAGUCAUACGGAAAUGACCACAUCUGUAGAUUCUCACAUCUGAGAUAAAUGGUCAAAGCAUCUGCUUUGAGUUGCGCUGACAUGUUGUGUUGCGUAAAUCAAAAGAUAAUAUGGAUAAUCUACUGUAUUUUAAACAGCUGAGAGCAAACUUUCUAUCAGAGAAGUCUGUUUUGAGCAAACAUCCAGAACUAGUCAAAAUCUUAAGAUUUUCUGUAACACCUUGUUUUAGUGAAAUGGUGUAAUAAAAUCAUUUAUCUCCUCAGAAUCUUGUCACUUACCAUCUGUAACCAGCAAGUGGUGCUAAUGUCUGUCGUUUUGAUAUUGUGUUCACACUACAAUAAUUAGCCUAAACAAUAAAGUAUGACCAAUGUUUUUUAGGACAGUAGUAACUUUAAAAUUAAAUUGUUAACUUGAAUCAGCUGUAUAUAUCUUUGCAUGAUAAUUACAUGGCUACAUAAUAAAAUAGAUUAAUAUAAAAUAAUACGUUUUAUUAUCUAAGACAGAGACAUUAAACUAUUACCUGUGUGUAAAAGUUAAAGUGACAUGCAGAAAAUAAAUUUAUCAUGUUCGCUUGAAAACUU
Molecule: messenger RNA, 1817 nt
Organism: Sinocyclocheilus rhinocerous
Lineage: Eukaryota; Metazoa; Chordata; Actinopteri; Cypriniformes; Cyprinidae
Product: serine dehydratase-like
Exons: 8
Coding region: 285-1253 (322 amino acids)
Biological process (GO): L-threonine catabolic process; L-serine catabolic process
Molecular function (GO): threonine deaminase activity; pyridoxal phosphate binding; L-serine ammonia-lyase activity
Source: RefSeq, a predicted model, not a curated record